AUGAACAAGGCAUGUAUCAGCAUCCUUACCAUAUGUCGAUUCAAGAAGCUUGAAAUCUUAAAGAAACGUUUCAUAACUAGCGUAGAAGCAUUUGCUCAUAGCAGAAGAGAAGAAGGAGGACAAGAAGAAGAAGUAAUCCAAAAAAGUAGGAUUUUUCAUAAGUUCAUUUCCCAUUCAAACAAUCAAAUAAAAUACGCAAGUUUGUGUAAAUCUCAUCACAGGCUCGGGUCACCUGAGUUAUCUAUUUCUGAACAGACAAUGAAUAACGAAAAAAAUACAAAAAAAAAUUAUGAACAUGAUCUUCCGUCUGAACAUGUUAAUACAAUGACAAAUAACGAAAUAAAGAAUUCAACACAUGUUGAUGAGAAUAACAGUAACUUUCAAUAUGAUUACGAUUAUGUAGUUAUCGGAGGAGGGCCAGGAGGAAUGGCAUCAGCAAAAGAAGCAGCAGCACAUGGGGCUAAGGUUCUUCUAUUCGAUUAUGUUAAACCAAGUAAUAAAGGAACCAAAUGGGGAAUUGGAGGGACUUGUGUUAAUGUAGGAUGUGUACCAAAGAAAUUAAUGCAUUAUGCAGGAAAUAUGGGUAGUAUAUUUAAAUUAGAUUCUAAUAAAUAUGGAUGGUCAUACAAUAAUUUAAGACACAAUUGGGGGAAGUUAGUUACCACUGUUCAGUCUCAUAUACGUUCUUUAAAUUUUAGCUAUAUGACAGGACUCAGAUCUUCCAAAGUCAAAUAUAUUAAUGGAUUGGCCAAAUUGAAAAAUAAAAAUACUGUAUCUUAUUAUUUAAAAGGAGAUAUGUCCAAAGAAGAAUUCGUUACAUCUAAAUAUAUACUUAUUGCAACAGGCUGUAGACCUUAUAUUCCUGAAGAUGUUCAAGGCGCGAAAGAAUUGUCCAUAACUUCAGAUGACAUAUUUUCUUUAAAGACAGAACCAGGAAAAACACUAGUUGUAGGUGCAUCAUAUGUAGCCUUAGAAUGUGCAGGUUUUCUGAAUUCAUUAGGUUACGACGUCACUGUAUCUGUUCGAUCCAUUGUUUUACGAGGAUUUGAUUCUCAAUGUGCAGAGAAGGUAAAGAAUUACAUGGAAGAACAAGGGGUUGUUUUUAAGUAUGGGGUACUUCCAACAAAAUUGUCAAAAGUUGUAGAAAGUGCGGAAAGUGCGCAAAAUGUGGAAAAAGUGGAAAAAGUAGAAACAGCAGUAGAAUCAGCACCCGAGAGAAGAGAGAAAAUUUUGGUCCUUUUCAGUGACGGAACGAGCGAUGUGUUCGAUUGUGUGAUGUAUGCAACAGGAAGAAAAGGAGAUAUAGAACACCUAAAUCUUGAACAAAUGAACAUCAAGGUAAAUAAAAAUAUAAACAAAAUUAUAACAAAUGAUGUUAGCUGUACGGAUGUACCAAAUAUUUUUGCUGUGGGAGAUGUAGUAGAAAAUGUACCUGAACUUGCACCUGUAGCUAUUAAAGCAGGAGAAAUUUUAGCUAGAAGACUGUUUAAAAAAUCGGAAGAAGUUAUGGACUAUACGUUUGUACCUACAUCUAUAUAUACCCCUAUUGAAUAUGGGGCCUGUGGGUAUUCAGAAGAAAAAGCAUACGAAGUAUUUGGAAAAUCAAAUGUAGAAAUAUUUCUUCAAGAAUUUAACAAUUUAGAAAUAUCUGCAGUCCAUAGGGAGAAGCAUAUUCGAGCACAAAAGGAUGAAUACGAUACAGAUGUCAGUAGUAUUUGUCUGGCAAAACUUGUUUGUUUAAAAAAUGAGGAUAAUCGGGUUGUUGGAUUUCAUUAUGUUGGUCCAAAUGCAGGUGAAGUUACACAAGGAAUGGCCCUAGCCUUGAAACUAAAGGCCAAAAAGAGCGACUUUGACAAUUGCCUUGGUAUUCAUCCAACAGAUGCAGAAUCGUUUAUGAACCUGUCCAUCACACUGUCGUCUGGCUUAUCCUAUGCCGCGAAAGGGGGGUGCGGUGGUGGCAAGUGCGGCUAG
Messenger RNA from Plasmodium gonderi, 1971 nucleotides. Its product is annotated as thioredoxin reductase 2. Gene Ontology annotation, molecular function: glutathione-disulfide reductase (NADPH) activity; thioredoxin-disulfide reductase (NADPH) activity; flavin adenine dinucleotide binding. The record is from RefSeq and is a predicted model, not a curated record. The transcript has a single exon. Lineage: Eukaryota; Apicomplexa; Aconoidasida; Haemosporida; Plasmodiidae. Gene Ontology annotation, biological process: cell redox homeostasis; cellular response to oxidative stress; glutathione metabolic process. Bases 1 to 1971 code for a protein of 656 amino acids. Gene Ontology annotation, cellular component: cytosol; mitochondrion.